AAUCGACUGCAGCUGGCCAAGUGCCUCCUCUGGAGGAGUAAACUAUGCGUUACUCCUCGUCAACAGCAAGAACAAAUUACCUGGAAACGUAUGGAUAUCUGAAUGAGGACUUGACGAGAGGGAAAGAAUGAUGGAUAACGAUGAAGGAAAGCGUCCCCCAUCGUUCAGUUCUGUCUAAAUCAGAGGGAGCUCGUUUUCAUAACAUCUAGCUGGGUGGAGAAACUGUUGAAAAUGAAGUUUGGAAAGAGCAUUUGCAUUCUAAACGUGGGUGGCACCAAAUACGCGUUCCCAAGGGACGUGAUAAAGGAUUUUCCUCUCAGAAGGGUGAGUCGUCUGCACAACUGUGCCUCUGAGAAAGAAGUGCUGGAAGUCUGCGAUGACUACGACCGGGAGAGGAAUGAGUUCUUCUUCGACCGGCACUCUGAAGCUUUCGGCUUCAUCAUGCUGUACGUUAAGUAUGGCAAACUCAGAUUUGUCCCGCAAAUGUGCGAGCUGUCCUUCUACAACGAGAUGAUCUACUGGGGUCUGGAGAGUUCGCACCUGGAGUUCUGCUGCCAGCGGCGGUUGGACGACAGGAUGUCGGACACCUACACCUACUUCUCGGAGGAGGACACCAAAGCUGAAGAGGAAUUGAGAGGCGAGGAUGUCCUGGGGAACCCCGCCGGCGGUGGAAGAGGAAGCGCUAAGUGGCUAGAGAGAAUGCGAAGGACUUUCGAGGAGCCGACCUCGUCUAUCGCUGCACAGAUUCUGGCAUCAGUCUCCGUUAUUUUCGUAAUAGUGUCCAUGGUAAUACUUUGCGCGAGCACUCUGCCAGACUGGAAAACUGCCGAGAACAACAGCGUGGAGGAGCACAGGUACACAGAGAGUUUAGAGCAUCCAUCAGGGAUCAUUGAGGCUGUCUGCAUCGGCUGGUUCACGGCGGAGUGCAUCGUGCGUUUCAUCGUGUCCAAGGACAAGUGCGAGUUCGUGCGGCGGCCGCUCAACAUCAUCGACCUGCUGGCCAUCACACCGUACUACGUGUCGGUGCUGAUGACGGUGCUGACAGGCGAGAACUCGCAGCUGCAACGGGCGGGCGUCACGCUGCGCGUGCUGCGCAUGAUGCGCAUCUUCUGGGUCAUCAAGCUGGCCCGCCACUUCCUGGGCCUGCAGACGCUGGGCCUGACACUCAAGCGCUGCUACCGCGAGAUGGUGAUGCUGCUGGUGUUCAUCUGCGUGGCCAUGGCCAUAUUCGGCGCGCUGGCACAGCUGCUGGAGCACGGCCUGGACCUGGAGAUGGGCAACGAGGACUACGCCAGCAUCCCGGCCGCCUGCUGGUGGGUUAUUAUCUCCAUGACGACUGUCGGCUAUGGAGACAUGUACCCCAUCACCAUGCCCGGGCGCGUGCUGGGAGGCCUGUGCGUGGUGAGCGGCAUCGUCCUCCUGGCGCUGCCCAUCACCUUCAUCUACCACAGCUUCGUGCAGUGCUACCAGGAGCUCAAGUUCCGCUCGGCCCGCUGCACCCGCAGCCUGUCAGCCGAGUUCCUCAACUGAAAACAUCCCCUCGUCCCCUCCCUGGGCCUGUUUCCAUCCCCCUCGCGUCCAGACCCGUGUCUCUCUAGUCAUCUAUUUAUGUUAAAUGUAGCCUCUUCAGCUGUAAAAUCUUACAAUAGUUGUCACACAGUUUUGAUUUUUCUGUCAUGUCCUCUCAAAGCAUCUUUUUUGCUCACAGGGUUGAAUGAAGUCAAGUUGUAAAAUGUGCGUUCAGGUCUCUUGCUCCACUUUAGCCAGUUGUGAUAUCCCAGGAUGGGAAUGGAGCAGUAAUGGUUGUCAUGGUGAAACGACAGCCAUCGGGGAGAGGCUCCUGAGAAGGUCUCGCUGUAGGAGAGCGGCUUACGCAGAUCGAGAGAGGACCUUCAAAGACGCGCAGUACGGGAUGCCCGGUUCCCACAGAGCGAACAGAGUCUCUAUCUCACGGCCUUAGAGUGGAUGUCUCAUCUACAAAUGGCAGCCAGCCACGGGGAUUCAAUUCUGAAUGCCAUGUUCAUGUCCACACUGCUGGCAUCUGUUGCAGACAAGCAUCAUUUAUCGCUCCACCCAGAGACUCUUUUUCUAUCUCGUUUCCUGGGCUCAUGCUCAUGAUUAAUGUCACCGAACAGCAGUAAACCAUCAUAAUGAGGACCUACAUGAUGUACCUUGAUGAAAUAUAUUCUGUCUUCUCCACACACAUGGGUAAAGUGCAGGGAAAUGUGGAAUCACCACAGAAAUUCCUAUUUUACAAGAUGUGGGGAAAGAUUUUUACAAUUCACUGUGUGACCUUUAGGAAAAGGGGAAAAUAGUUCUAGAGAGGCGUGCAGCCUAAAAUGUACCAAAUUAAUUGUAUCUUACACUUCCAAGAUAUUUUACUGGCAUAUUUACAUCCAAGGUGACAAGAGCAAGCUGCCGUCACUACUUUCUGGUGUGUAUCUGAAGGAGACACUCACAGUAGAAAAGUGUUUGUUUUUAGAUGAUCUGAUUCUAGAUGUUCCGUGUGUCAUCAAAAUGUCACAGAGAAAAAAAACAGGCCAGAAAUGGCCAGCCUCUGGCAUUACAUGACAAGACUCUCAUCCGGUAAACAUUUUAAUUAUGAAUUCAGUUCAAUUUGGCUUUGAGAAUUCCCCACGGGCAGAUAGAAAGAGAGAGAGAGCAAGAGAGAGAGAGAGUGAGAUAGAGAGAGAGAGCAGGUCUGUGGGCUGUGUAGGCAGGUCUGGAAUGUGGAACACGAUGUGCCACGGAGUGAGAGCGCGUCAUGGAGGGGUGGAUGGCAUGGCUGACGCCGUGCAGCGAAAGGCAGAGAUUAUCCGCCCGCUGUCCUCGCCUCACUCGAGGCCGCUGCGGGUCUUUUGGGGAACGGAGGCGGCCACAAAGCCCGCCGCCCUCCGAAGCAUGCGCGCACGCACC
This is a messenger RNA of Megalops cyprinoides (Indo-Pacific tarpon), 2916 nucleotides long. RefSeq names its product potassium voltage-gated channel subfamily G member 3-like. Gene Ontology annotation, cellular component: voltage-gated potassium channel complex; membrane. Bases 232 to 1530 code for a protein of 432 amino acids. Gene Ontology annotation, molecular function: delayed rectifier potassium channel activity. The transcript has 2 exons. Gene Ontology annotation, biological process: protein homooligomerization; potassium ion transmembrane transport. Lineage: Eukaryota; Metazoa; Chordata; Actinopteri; Elopiformes; Megalopidae. The record is from RefSeq and is a predicted model, not a curated record.